UUCUCCCCUCACCUUUUCCUUUUCCCACCUCCUCUUAUAAAAAAACCCUUUUCACUUACAAGCUUUCCUUCUCCUUUGGCAAGCACUCCCCACCGUCCAUCAUCAUCACCAUCCCCACUCUCCUCUUUCCUUCUCCUCCCUCUCUCUAAUGGAGAAAAACCCAUACCAGCUUUUCCUUCCCACCACCCUCAUUUUCAUCAUAUUCACCAUAAUGCCAUUCUCCCUCGCUCUUUCAUCGUCCAAAACCGACGCCGAAGCGCUAUUCCUCUUCAAGAAGGCUAUCCGAGAAGACCCAAAUGGAGUUCUCUCCAACUGGCAGCUCAACAGGAGCCCAUGCACCUGGUAUGGUGUAACUUGCACCGUUGAAAGGGUAACCCGUCUUGAUCUGAGCCGUUCAAACCUCAUCGGCGAUCUUUCUAUUCGCGCUCUUGCAUCGCUCGACAUGUUAUCAGAACUAAAUCUAGCCAUGAAUUCCUUGUCAUUGAACUCCACCGAUGCAUUGCUUCAGCUGCCGAUCGGAUUGAAACAGGUCGAUCUAUCAUCAGCUGGGCUAGUCGGGCCUGUCCCUAGCAACUUCAUAUCCAGGUAUCCGAAUAUGGUCUACGUGAAUCUCGCUCACAACAAUCUCAGCGGUUGGUUGCCGGAUGAUCUGUUAUCGAUUUCUGAUAAACUGCAAAUUCUCGAUCUUUCUUUCAACAAUCUUUCGGGUCCUAUCUCGGGUCUGAAUAUUGAAAAUUCAUGCAAAAGCCUACUCCAUUUAGAUAUCUCCCAAAACCAUUUCAUAGAUAGUCUUCCUUCUUCGUUAUCGAAUUGCACCGGCCUUCGGAGUCUGAAUCUCUCUUACAAUACAUUGACGGGCGAGAUUCCGCCAUCUUUCGGUGAAUUCCACAGCUUGCAGACGUUGGAUUUCUCUCACAACCAUCUAUCGGGUCCCAUACCGGAGGAGUUGGGGAAGGCGUGUGGAUCGCUUGUGCAAUUCAAGAUCUCGAGCAACAACGUGUCGGGCUCGAUCCCAUCGUCUUUCUCUUCGUGUUCUUCGCUUCAGGUUCUAGAUCUGGCCAAAAACAACAUAUCAGGACCGUUGCCGGAUUCUGUUCUUGGAAAUCUCAGCUCGCUGGAGCAGCUUUUACUGAGUAAUAACUUCAUUUCUGGAGCAAUUCCAGCAUCGAUCGGAUCCUGCAAGAAUCUCCGGAUUGCGGAUUUCAGCUCGAACAAGCUCUCCGGCUCCAUCCCACCGGAUAUAUGCCCUGGCGCGGUCGCACUUGAAGAAUUACGGGCACCGGAUAAUCUCAUCACCGGAGAAAUCCCGCCUGAAUUAUCUUCCUGCUCGCAGCUCAAGACAAUCGAUCUCAGCAUCAACUACCUUACCGGCCCGAUUCCUGCCGAAUUCGGUAAGCUUGAGAAUCUCGAGCACUUGAUGUUUUGGUUCAACGGCCUGCGGGGAGGAAUCCCACCGGAAUUAGGACAAUGCCGGAAACUUAAGAAUCUCAUCCUCAACAACAAUUUCUUCAGCGGCGAUAUUCCAAUGGAGCUCUUCAAUUGCACAAAUCUCGAAUGGAUUUCGCUCACCAGCAAUGGAAUCACCGGCAGAAUUCCGCCUGAAUUUGGGAAGCUGUCGAGGUUAGCAGUCUUGCAGCUUGCGAACAACAGCUUAAGCGGCAACAUCCCAGCGGAGCUAGGGAAUUGCAACAGCUUGGUGUGGCUGGAUUUGAAUAGCAACAGAUUAUCAGGAGAGAUUCCGGCAAGGCUAGGCCGGCAGCUGGGCGACAAAGCUCUGAGCGGAAUCCUAUCUGGAAAUACGCUAGCAUUCGUCCGAAAUGUGGGAAAUGCGUGUAAAGGAGUCGGCGGGUUGCUUGAAUUUGCCGGAAUCAGGCCUGAGAGGCUGUCACAAGUGCCGACGUUAAAAACAUGUGAUUUCACUCGAUUGUAUUCAGGUGCAGCUCUCAGCGACUGGACUCAUUAUCCAACACUGGCCUACCUCGAUCUCUCCUACAACGAUCUCCGCGGCAAGAUCCCAGAUGAAUUCGGCGAUAUGGUGGUGCUUCAGGUUCUUGAUCUGGCCCACAACAAGAUAUCAGGUGAGAUCCCAGUAUCGCUAGGCCAGCUUCGGAACCUCGGCGUCUUCGACGCUUCCCAUAACAGAUUACAAGGGCAGAUCCCAGAUUCGUUCUCGAAUCUAUCCUUCUUAGUCGAAAUCGAUCUUUCGAAUAACGAAUUAACGGGCCCGAUCCCGUCCAGGGGUCAAUUGAGCACACUUCCGGCGAGCCAGUACGCCAACAACCCCGGCCUAUGUGGCGUACCGCUCCCGGCGUGCUCGCAAGGGAGUGAUGUUCCAUCAGCAAUUCCAUCCGCCUCGUCGGGUGGGAAAUCAGGCCGGCCCGCCACCGCAUCAUGGGCUAACAGCAUUGUGCUGGGUAUACUAGUUUCAGUCGCUUCGAUUUGUAUUUUGAUUGUGUGGGCGAUUGCGAUGCGGGCCCGGCGGAAAGAGGCGGAGGGAGCGAAGAUGCUUAGCAGUCUUCAGGCAGUCCAUGCAGCAACGACAUGGAAGCUCGGUAAAGAGAAGGAGCCGCUCAGCAUCAAUGUCGCUACUUUCCAGCGGCAGCUUCGUAAGCUGACCUUCUCGCAGCUGAUCGAAGCCACUAAUGGCUUCUCUGCCGAUAGCUUGAUCGGAUGCGGUGGAUUCGGGGAAGUUUUCAAGGCUUCUCUUAAGGAUGGCUCCAGCGUCGCUAUCAAGAAGCUUAUCCGCCUCAGUUGCCAGGGCGAUCGUGAAUUCAUGGCUGAGAUGGAGACGCUUGGCAAGAUCAAGCACCGCAACCUCGUUCCACUCCUUGGUUACUGUAAGGUCGGCGAGGAACGCCUCCUUGUUUAUGAAUUCAUGCGAUUUGGUAGUCUGGAGGAGAUGCUGCAUGGGAAGAGCAGGAAGGGUGGGGAUGAUCAACGCGGCCCGCUCACGUGGGAAGAACGGAAGAAGAUCGCUCGUGGUGCGGGGAAGGGUCUGUGUUUCCUUCACCACAAUUGCAUCCCUCACAUCAUCCACCGCGACAUGAAGUCGAGCAAUGUGCUGCUGGAUGACGAGAUGGAGGCGAGGGUGUCUGAUUUUGGGAUGGCCCGCUUGAUCAGCGCUCUCGAUACGCAUUUGAGUGUAAGUACACUGGCCGGGACGCCUGGGUAUGUUCCCCCGGAGUAUUACCAGAGCUUCAGAUGUACUGCAAAGGGUGAUGUUUAUUCGUUUGGUGUGGUUAUGUUGGAGCUGCUAACUGGGCGGCGGCCCACUGAUAAGGAUGAUUUUGGGGACACUAACUUGGUGGGAUGGGUGAAGAUGAAGGUGAGAGAAGGGAACGGGUGGGAUGUGAUUGAUCAGGAGCUGGUGUCGGUGGGCCAUGAUGAUGAUGAUGAUGGUGGUGGUGAUGAUCAGAGGAGGGAGAUGAUGAGGUAUUUGGAUAUUACAAUGCAAUGUGUGGAUGAUUUUCCAUCAAAGAGGCCUAACAUGUUGCAGGUUGUGGCCAUGUUGAGGGAGCUCAUGCCUGCGUCUGUGGAUGCUGCUGGAGUUUGAAUUUUUUUUUUUUUUUUUCUUGAAUUUUAAAAUUUCUGUGUUUAUGAUUUGCUUAUGAUGUGAUUAUUAUUGUUUUUUAACGGUAGGAGAUUAGGAUGUGAAAAAAUGGAUGGCUGAGAUGUUUAGUAUUGAGAAGAUUUUUUUUUUUUUCUUUUUUGUUGUGUUUUGCUGUGAUUUAAUGUAUGUAUUUUAUACA
Magnolia sinica is the source of this 3749-nucleotide messenger RNA. Its product is annotated as serine/threonine-protein kinase BRI1-like 2. NCBI's taxonomy places the organism in Eukaryota, Viridiplantae, Streptophyta, Magnoliopsida, Magnoliales, Magnoliaceae. The transcript has a single exon. Gene Ontology annotation, molecular function: protein binding; ATP binding; protein kinase activity. The record is from RefSeq and is a predicted model, not a curated record. Gene Ontology annotation, biological process: protein phosphorylation. Bases 149 to 3553 code for a protein of 1134 amino acids.